Rangifer tarandus platyrhynchus (Svalbard reindeer) is the source of this 1446-nucleotide messenger RNA. The record is from the annotation of a GenBank genome assembly. Lineage: Eukaryota; Metazoa; Chordata; Mammalia; Artiodactyla; Cervidae.
AUGGAAGCUUCGGCUUCUACCCCGCCGUCAACUUCAACCGAGACUUCAGCUUCGACUCCAGAGACCCCGGCCGGCCCGGAGAAGCUGGACAAAGAGCAGGUUAAGAAGGCAGUGGAGGCUCUGUUGGCACAUUCCAGAUCCAGGAAAAACGCGAAAGGAUUACUUCUGAAUGAGAAUGAAAAUUUCUUUUUAAUGGUGGUAUUAUGGAAAAUUCCAAGUAAAGAACUGAGAGUCAGAUUGUCUUUGCCUCAUGGUAUUCGAUCAGAUUUAGCAGAUGUUUGUUUAUUUACCAAAGAUGAACCCAAUUUAAGCUCUGAACAGACAGAGCGUUUUUAUAAGAAGCUUCUAAACAAGCAUGGGAUCAAAACCAUUUCUCAGAUUAUCCCCCUCCGAACUUUAAAAAAGGAAUAUAAAGCCUAUGAAGCCAAGCUCCGCCUCUUGGGUAGUUUUGACUUCUUCAUUACAGAUGCCAGGAUCAGGCGGCUCUUGCCCUCACAUCUGGGGAGGCAUUUCUACAACAGAAAGAAGGUUCCAGUAUCUGUAAACCUUCAGUCCAAGACUUUAUCUAGAGAGAUCAACGACUGCAUUGGGGGAACGGUCUUAAACAUCUCUAAGAGCGGCUCUUGCAGCACUAUCCGCAUUGGUCACACGGGGAUGCCGACUGAGCACAUCGUUGAAAAUGUCGUUGCUGUUGCAGAAAGGCUCUCACAGAAACUGCCAGAGAAGUGGGAGAGCGUGAAGCUCUUGUUCGUGAAGACUGAGCGGUCAGUGUCCCUGCCUGUCUUCUCGUCCUUUGUCAGCUGUCAGGGCGAAGCCCAGGGACUCCGCGCACGAGACCUGUUGAAAAAGGUAUCAAAGAAAAGCCGAAAGAAGAAGUCAAGAGCUCUUAAAAGACAGCAGGAGAAGAAAGAGAAGAAGCUUCUGAAGCAGGCUAGAAAGGCCAAACCUGCCCUGACAGACGCGGCGGCUCCCAAAACUGGGGGUGCUCCAGCCCAGGACCCUGCACCCCAGAAGGAGACUGGUGGGGUGAGCACCCUGCCUAAAGCACAGGGCGAUUCUGAAGAUGAAAUCCCAUUGCUGGUGCCAUUGGAGGAAACUCCAGCUGCAGGAAGCACCAAGAUACAAAAAGCUGCCGCAGGAAAGAAGUGUCCAAGAAAGAGUCCUGGUCCCAACACAGCCCGUGGGAAGAAGAGAAAGGCCUCCCCAGCCCUGGAGACCCCAGGAGCUGCGGAGGCCAAGACCCCAGGGAAAGGCCCAGGGGGGAAGGCCAGAGUCAAAGAACAGGCGGCGAAAGAAAGAAACUCUUCACUGGGCAGUAAAGACCCAAGACAGACUCCCGAGAAGCCAGAGGCCAAGCUCUUCACUGCUGCUAGUAAAUCUGCGAAAAAAGCCCCCCGAACCCUGACACAGCGACCCAAAAAACCCAAAGUACGCAAGUCAACCUAA